This is a messenger RNA of Phialemonium atrogriseum, 2760 nucleotides long. RefSeq lists its product as uncharacterized. Gene Ontology annotation, biological process: glucan catabolic process. The coding region runs from base 240 to 2678 and encodes 812 amino acids. Gene Ontology annotation, molecular function: hydrolase activity, hydrolyzing O-glycosyl compounds. The record is from RefSeq and is a predicted model, not a curated record. The transcript is spliced from 3 exons. NCBI's taxonomy places the organism in Eukaryota, Fungi, Ascomycota, Sordariomycetes, Cephalothecales, Cephalothecaceae.
AUGCAGCAUGCAGCCCCAUGAGGCUCGAGCCCAUCGUGAGCCAUCGUGAUGGAUGUCGCGUUUAAAACCCUGGGGCGCCGCCUCACUUUCCUGUCUGGCCUUCCCACGCCAAGCACCUGUUUGCUAGCCGUCCAGCAACACCAGAGCAUCGUUGUCUUGCUCGUCCCGUGACGUAUCGCACGUCAAGUCACUCGUUUUUUUCUUCUUCUCCGUCAUUCAUUAUCGCGUAAUAUAUAGACAUGGCACCUUCGUUGUUCAAGUUGGGUGCGGCCGCACUGGCUUACACCACUGGCGUUUCCGCAGCUCAGGCAUAUCUACUCUCCGAGUCGUAUAGCCCCAGCAACUUCUUCGACAAGUUCAACUUCUUCGAGAGCAAAUAUGGUACCGGCAACUACAACGAUGUUGACCCGACCAGUGGCUACGUCCAAUAUCGAAACAGGGCGGAUGCUCAGAGGAUGGGUAUGAUCGCGACUCAGGGGUCUGAAGUCUAUAUCGGUGUCGACAAUACCACCAUCACCAACCCCAAUGACAAGGGCCGGAGUAGCGUCAGAAUUGAGAGCAAAUCCAAGUACAACCAUGGCCUGUUCAUCGCCAAGUUCUCCCAUCUGCCCAAGCCCGUCUGCGGUACCUGGCCUGCUUUCUGGAUGUACGGCGAUGACUGGCCGAGUAAUGGCGAGAUCGACAUCUACGAGAACUGGAACGACGCUACCGUCAACUCCAUGGCCUUCCACACCGAUGCCGCCUCCAAAGUUGGGAGCUGCACGCUGAACCAGGCCGAUUUCAGCAGCCCACUCGUUUCUAAGAACUGCGACAUCAACGCGCCCGGCCAGUCGUCGAACCAGGGAUGUUCUGCCAACGAGGCUGGGGGCCAGUGGGGAAAUUCGAAGGGCGGUGUCUAUGCCACCGAAUGGACUGAGGAGGCUAUCAGCAUCUGGAGCUGGUCGUCAGCACAGGCGCCAUCCGACCUUGAGAAGAAUCCUGACCCAUCCAAGUGGGGUAAACCUCACUUCAAGGUCAGCAACAAGAACUGCAACAUCAAGAAGGUAUUCGCGAAGCAGAGCCUUGUCCUCAACAUCGAUUUCUGCGGCGUGGCCGGCGACCCAUAUUUCUGGUCUCACUGUGCUACGAAGAGCGCGCCGACCUGCGCGGAUUUCGUCGCCAACAAUCCCCAUGCCUUCAAUGACGUGAACUUCAAGAUCAACUACAUCAAUGUCUUCCAGAUGGGAACCGUUGUGACAACCACUUCGAAGCCGACCACCACCUCGAAGCCAACCACCACCUCAAAGCCAACCACCACCUCAAAGCCGACUACCACUUCAAAGCCAACCACCACGUCGAAGCCAACCACCACUUCGAAGCCAACUACCACUUCAAAGCCAACCACCACUUCGAAGCCAACGACAACCUCGAAGCCAACCACCACUUCGAAGCCAACGACAACCUCGAAGCCGACCACCACUUCAAAGCCAACCACCACCUCGAAGCCGACCACCACUUCAAAGCCAACCACCACCUCAAAGCCAACCACCACCUCGAAGCCGACCACCACUUCAAAGCCGACCACCACCUCGAAGCCGACCACCACUUCAAAGCCAACCACCACGUCGAAGCCAACCACCACUUCGAAGCCAACUACCACUUCAAAGCCAACCACCACUUCGAAGCCAACGACAACCUCGAAGCCGACCACCACUUCGAAGCCAACCACCACUUCGAAGCCGACCACCACUUCAAAGCCAACCACCACUUCGAAGCCGACAACGACGACCUCGAAGCCCACGACCUCAUCAAAGACGACCACCACUAGCAAGUCCAGCGUCAAACUGCCCAUCUUGGCAGAUGCCACUCGGGGUGCUUCGGGGUCUACUCCAUCGGAGGAUGCCUCCCCAGCCAAGGAUGCCCCUUCGUCAUCGGAGACUGAAUGUGAAGAUUCUGCCACUGAGACGUCUUCACCCGAGGAUUCCAUCUACCCAACUGAGGCUCCAGUCACGACUUUAUCAGAGUACCUAACCACGUCCACCAUCUACUCAACGACCACCUACAUCGUGGACUCGUGCCCACCAGAGGUUACCGACUGCCCAUGGAGCCCAGAGAAGCCAGAUGUGGUAACUCGGACUUACGCCGUCGGCACAACCGUCUGCGCCGUCACCGCGACAGAAACCGAGACGGCGAGCCCAUCCGUGUAUCUCCCUGCCGGCUGGACCACGUCGACCGUCUACACAACAGCCACGUACACCAUCACGAGCUGCAAGUCGGAAGUGACCGACUGCCCGGCCAAGAUCAGCCAGGUGACAACCGAAGUCGUCCCGGCCUACACAACUGUCUGCCCCAUCGGCGGUGGCAGUGAUACCUCCGUGACGACAGUCUACUCGACCGUCCAAAAGACUACGACCAAACACCUGCCCAAGCCGACGUCCUCGGCGAUCGAGCCCUACAUCCCCUCGUCCGUCGUCGUCAUCGAGAAGACCGCCACCGUGGUCCCGCAGCCCAGCGCCACGCCCAGCGGCUACAACAACGGCACCGUCUCCUACCCGCCCGCGCCUCAGGGCACUGAGGUGACUCUUCCGGGCGGGUGCACCGGCGCCGACUGCGGCCCCGUCAUCGUCAGCGGCGGAGUCAAGGCCGGUGUCAGCUUUGGGCUCGUCGCCCUCGGCGCGGUCCUUGGUUUGGUUCUGUAGGAGGGCUUUUUUAAUUUUUAACAAACCUCAAGUGGCGGAACAGAUCAGCUUGGUGUUAUACUUCUCACAUAGAUGGAAAUCU